Cuscuta epithymum is the source of this 3631-nucleotide messenger RNA. NCBI's taxonomy places the organism in Eukaryota, Viridiplantae, Streptophyta, Magnoliopsida, Solanales, Convolvulaceae. The record is from the annotation of a GenBank genome assembly.
GGAUGGCUAAAACAGCAAGGGAAGAACAAAUAAGCAUCGACAGAGAAGAACAGAGUAUCAAGAUACAGAAGAAAGAUCUGCAAAGCGGCAUCGGAAAGACUCUCUAUGUGCUUACCUUCCAUGAAAUACUUGUAGUUAAGGUAAACACAAAUUGUUCCAAGAUUGACAAAAUGGGCAACAAUGAUAUUUGCACUGCAAUAGGUCUGCCAAAUCUCAUAAUGGGUAUGGUGGCAAUCAAGUCUAAGAUAUUGUUUUUAGGCGGUGAAGAGCUUAUUAAAAAUGGUAGUCGUCCGCACUUUUGUACAAAUAGAAAUUAUGAUGAAAUCCUUCCAAGUAAUGUCUAUGAGCUGAAGCAAGAUAUCAAGUCCAUGACAGUAGGUGCUUCAGAGUUCAUCCCAAAUCUAAAUGAGGGAAAGCUAAUGCCCAUUGUCCAAAAAUUCGGCAGCAAGAUAUUUGUACUCCAGAGAAAGGCCUAUUUCGAGCGAAAUGUGCACAACUCAUGUACCAAAAAAUGCAUUUUUGAAGUAUAUGAUUUUUCUACUCCUACCGAAGGGUGGGUUGCUAAAUUUACGCCUAUCCAUGAUAUUGUUGAAUCCUCGGGUGGGUACACAGUGUAUACGUACUGUCGAGUAGCGGACAAGUUAUACUUGAAUGUCGGUUUAGAUGCAGAGAAUAAUUUGGUUUUUGAUCUAAAGACGGAGAAAUGGUCUAUGGAUGAUUGUUUUUUUUGCUAAGUGGACUUUUCCUUCCCAGUUACGAGUUGGUGUCUCUGUUCCUGGUUUAGAUCAUGGACAGCAUGUCAUUCUUGGAUUUGAAGACCGUGAGUGGUGUGGCUCCCCACGAUUUUAUGCUAGGCUUUUCACUCAAGGAAAAGGGUUUUCAUGCUAUCAAAGUAUUGAUGACAUCUUCUCUUUAGGAGAAGUGGAGUUGUGUUUUAUAAGCUGCGAAUUUCUUGAGUUGGGGAAUGGUGAGUUCUUUGGCAUCUUGAUAUGUCAGAAUAUAGAAUUGGAGGACUACUAUCUUGUUGUAUCAACAUUUUGCCUUGGCGUGAUUACUACACCUGCGCCCUCAUUUCCUCCUGUAGAGGAUCCUUUGGAAACCCAUUUCCUUGAGGUUAACCCCAGGAACCAGCAAGUGUUCAAAUUGGAAUUGCCUCCCCAUGGAUGCCCCUAUAUUGAAGGAGCAGCAGUUCUUUAGGUAUCUCCUAACUCAUUAUUUGCAUUAUUCUCUUUAUUCAACAUUUAUCCUGCUUCGCUUUUUGCUUUUCCUAUUUAGAGUUUGUUUGCUCAUCUUGUCAUAGUAUGUACAUAGAAAGGGAUCAUUAUCUUCCCAAAACCUUAAUAGAAUAAGGACUUGAGUUUUCACUCCACUGGCUCUAUACUUCUGAUAAUUCUUGAACCUAAAUUCUAGGGAUGGCAAUCAUCACAUGUUCUCCCUCUCUUUAAAUCUGAGCCAGUAACUCCACUGGAUCUUUGAUCUUGCAAAAUUUUUGUCAUCAAAUCCUGAAUGUAUUAUGAGUAUGAGUAGAUAUGUAGGCCGGGGUAUCAUAGAAGUAAUUUCAGUUACGCACACCUCAAUUUUGACCAUAAAUGAAGUCACCGAUGUGACACGUAAACGCGAAAAUCAUGGGGAAACGGGAAACUUCAACUUUUGCUCAAAAAACGCUUGUUUGAAGAUUUUCGGAAGAGUUUGUAAAGUUUCCAAAACGGAAACAUACUCUUUCACGAGAGUUCCCGUGCUACAUAGGAAUUCACUAAUUCAGCGAUCAUUGAGGUUGUAAAAUAUGUUGGAGUUGUUGUACCAUACCUAUUUCCUCCGUCAUCUCCUUUGCCUCCGUUCCGUUAAAUUUCCGUGAGUAUCGCUUCCCUAUUCGCCUGUUUGACUUCUAGCCUUGUGAGCAUCCCAAAUGGUACCCGCAUUCCUCCGUUACACUGUUAAGCAACCAGUCAGGCGAGGGGACAGGAUGAGAAUGGCUACUUGGCCGACGCAAGGGGACCCUGAGCGACGGAUUCCGCGACGCAACAGGGGUUGCUUCUACGACGGCCAGGCACGCACGCGGUGGCUUCCAUGCCAACUUCAGCCAUUUGAAAUCCAGGCUUAAGUUACAUUUGAAACUAGAAAUCCAGUCUUCUCCGUUGUUACGUUGGGAUAAGUGCUAUGAAUUUUUUAGUUUCAACCAAUGGGCCAAAUCUGUGUUGAAAUGAUUAUUCAUUAUCCUUAUUGUGUGAAAACGGAACCAAUAACUCGAAUGCCUUUAGUCCAUCAAUACAUGAUAUACCACCUGAUUAAUGCUAGAUGACAUUUCGCUUAGUUCAUCGACCGUCUUGCUCGAAGUUACUUAACAAUAGCAGAAUUGUUUGGCAAGCGACUACUCUCGAUCUCCUUUAAUCUUCUUCACAUCUCCAUAUGUCCAGCACGUACGUGUUGUGCACUUUGUUCAAGGCUUCUUGCUGUUUUAUCUGUGCACUUUGUAUGGUAUGAAUCAGGCAUUAAGGACCUCUUCAUUUGGAUUGGACUUUUCUGGUCUUCCAUGUUUUUCAAAUUCAAACCCCAUGGUAUAUGGUGAGGAUCGGUCUAGAACUCACCCGAAGGACAAGUAGUAUGCUUGUGUGUAAAUAUUGAAUAACAAAAAAAGUAAAGCCAAUAAAGACUAAGAAGAAUGGCUAAAGACCUAAUUUAUUCAUAUACUACUAUUCAAGUUCUAUUGUAAAAUUAGCGCAACAAAAAAAUCUCAUCCCUAAUGCUUUACCAAAUGGAUCUUAUUGUCAUACUUUUCAGGUAAUUUAUUUAAUAGGCAUUGCUAUAUAUUUCGUUUUGUAUAUGUCAGUUUCAUCUAAAAUAUAUUAUUGAUGUUAUUGUCAUACUUUUCUAUGUCUCAUAUAAUUGUUAUCCUAAUUUUUUCGCAUGACUUCAUCCUACAUAUUCAAAGAAGUCAUUUUUUAUUUUACACAAAUACUAUUGGGCAUUAAUCUCAUCGCGCAACGCGCGUCGAAUUAACUAGUACUCUUUAAAAGGAGAAAGAGGGAUGUUGGGUGGAACAUACGAACGUACAAAAAUAAACACUUGCUCUCUUGCUUUGCCAUAUUGUAUUACUAUUAACUGCAGUAAUAGUAAUAAAAUACUUAGACUACUUUAUAUACAAAUCACUUGUUCGGUGUUAUUUUAUCGGUAACUAAAAUACACCAUACACCUUCUUUUUAUCCCAAAAGUUCUAUCUUGUAACCAGUGGCGGACCCAGAAAAACAUAACUACGAGGUCCCUACUAUAACAUUUUUAAAUUAAUUAAACAAAGUAAAAUAUUAGAGAAGCAUAAUUUAACUUUAGGAUAAUGUAAAGUAAAAAUUUAAAUAUACAAGAUAAAUCAUGACCGCGAGAUUGAAACUGCCCUCUUUGAAGGUAACUACGACGUGCCUCGUCUUGAAAAUUAGAAUGAUAAUUCAGCAAUUUUGCUCAAUAUAUGAUCUAACUUCCAAAGAUUCAAAAUCAACAUGUUUUUCAUGUAGAUAAUAAGUCAAAUUAGUUUCACUUUCAACAAUUACUUAAUUCAAUUCUUCAUUUACUAGUGACAAAUCAUUUUAAUUAACAUUUGAAAUACUUCCGGUACUCCAAAUUUCUUAGAAUAUGAAUACAC